CUCCAUACUUUGAUCUGAUAGGGUAGAAAUGUAUGCACCAUCGAAGCUGCGUUCGGCCGAUGUCCAGAAAGAUCUUCCAACGCUCGACGCCAUGACCAUAAUGAAGCCGUGGCUUAGAAAACAUGCUCCCACCGCCCAACGCGCAGCCCGCCACCAACGUUUAAUCAAGAUAAUAUUAGUCUGGCUCUCUCACGCUGCCAAAGUGAUAAUGUAUAUUAAUAUCUGUGGUAACCAUACCGAAUGUAAACCAACACAGUUUUCCUUGUGAAUCGACCGUCCAGUUCUCCAAGCAAAAGAAACAAGCAGCCGCUGUGUUCUGAAAGAAUGAAAUUCAAAGUUUGGAUUACUGCAACAUCACCUUGACCAAUAACAUGGCAUCAGAUGUGCAUUCAACACAGGGGGGUGUGACAAACGAAACAGAAUCACAACUCAUCAUCCGCAGGAAUCCUGUCCCCGCAGCCAAGAAGCAACUCCCUCAGGUGCCCAAAGACGACGAGGAAGCGGUAGGUCCCGGCAGACCGUCGUCUGGGGUCCAGAGGUCAGGGGUCGAGAGGUCGGGGUCCACAACAUCAGCUGAACGGGUCAGUUCGGCCACCAGCCCAAGCAACGGUACUUCCUCGUCGGGAGCCUAUGGGCAGUUCUACCUGGAGUAUGCGCUGAUGGCUGAAUUUAAUCAGCUGCAUAAACAGAAGUUACCUGGAGUUCAUGUCAUACCAUCAGCUAAAUCACCUCUCCAUUGGUUUGGGGUGCUGUUCAUCAGACAGGGUCUCUAUCAGGAAGGUAUCUUCAAGUUUGAUCUCCUCAUCCCAGAGAAUUACCCAGAUGGAGACAGUCCUAGGUUAAUAUUUCGGCCGUCCAUCUUUCACCCCAUCGUCGACCCGGUCAGUGGAGAGCUAGACGUCCAGAGAGCGUUCACCAAGUGGAAGAGAAACGUCAACCACAUCUGGCAGGUGCUACUGUACGCCAGGAGAGUGUUCUACAAGAUUGAUACCAAGGCUCCUCUCAACCCAGAGGCGGCAGUGUUAUAUGAAGAGGAAAUGGACUUGUUCAAAUCCAAGGUCAACGAGACGGUGGAGAUGUGCAAGAGCCGGAAAUACGACCCCCCAUACUCGGAGGACCCUCAUGCCAUACACUUCAGCGAGUGGGACGAUGACAAACACGGAACGGCGCGGACGGCAAUAAUGACACCCAAGCCACAGAAAUCUCCUGGGGAAACUGAAGGUCAAAAAAAUGCCCAGAUAUCGGGCCUGUCGUGGGUCAAACCAGGUACGCUACAGGUAUUCAGCAAAGACUGACAUUAGAGGGCGCUCUCUUCCCAAGGAUUAAAGAGUCAUCCGGCACCCCAACAAUGAAAAAGUGAGCAAAGUGUUUUGCAUUCGAAUUCAACUCUUAAAGUGGUUUAUCCGUCAGCACCAAGCAAUCAUCCGAAAUGAAAUCAUCAGAUUGCUACAACCGCGUGCAGUAACGAAACAAAACCCUCCAGAAUCUGUCAAAAUCAAACAUAAUCUGAAUGAUUCGGGACGCUAUAGCGCUCAAACCAAUGCUUUGGUUCAGUGUUGUGUCAACAUCAAAGACUAUGCCAUUGGAUUACUGUACAGUGUGGGAGUUUUGCAGAAUCAGGAAGAUUUUGAUUGAAAAAUAAUUGUUGAGAGUUUAGGCUUAAAUCCCGCUGGCUUGCAGCAUUAAUUAAGGCCAGUUUGCAUACUUUGUGCGAAUGUGAAACAAAGUUGAUGCCACGAAACAUUCAAUGUGAAUUUCACCCGAGUUAGAAGUGUGUUCAACUUUUGUGAAUUCGGAUCACACAAAUACAUGUUCGCGUUUGCUUUCGCAGCGAGUUUGAACCGGUUUUUAAGGAUCCCAAAAGGGGAUGUUUAGAGGAUAUAUUGUAGGAAAAUAAUCCAGACAAAGGCAAAUUUUGCUCGAUGAAAUUGUGAAUUGGAAAGUGACUUUAUUUUGGUGAUUAAUAUCGGAAACUCAUUUUCUUUUUCUUUGUGGGGAGGUUUUGUUAAAAAAAAUUGUAACAUGUGGCUGUAGACAACAUAGAGAUGCUUGUAUUAAUGAGAGAAAAUUAUGUUCUGAACUUAAUUUGAGAAGAAAAAUCAGCUGAUGACAGUUGAUAAUGCGAAAUUUGUCAGUGUUUAUAUUCCAUGUGUUUAUGUUUCAUUGUGAUGUGAGAGGAUAAAUGAUUAAUUUUUUUGUAAAGGUUUCUUUGUAGAUACGUUUUGUUCACAUGGAGGUAAAUUUUUUAUAUAUAUAUUAUUCACAUCGAGUUGUAGGUCACACACAUGAAAUGUCAGUGUUUAAUUUCAGAAAGAAAAUUCCUUAGUGGACUAGCGGUUGACAGAAUUUUGAUCUGUAUAUUGGAGAUUAUAAAUACUUAAUUUAAUAUGGUCAACUAUAUGAUUUUUUUUUGUACAUAAAAUUAACACCCAGAAAUCAACGAACUAAUAUUUAAUUAACAAUAAAAUUUAUUAUUAUAGUUGAAAUAUUUAUAUCUUGCCGCGGUGCAGGUUAGUUUACUGAAAAAAAAAUUAUGCGUAAAAAACAAUAAAAACUUAUUUUAAUCAUGCGUGUAGAAUGUUUGUAUUCUUGAUGUUUAUUUCUGGAUAAUUUGUUCAACUUUAAACACUGGGUCUUUCCAAUCCACCAAAAUGUGGUUUGCUUGGAUUCUGAUGAGCAAACAUUGAUGUCCAAAUUUUGUUCAGUUAAAGUAGAAAUAGUGCUCUAAGAGUCAUGGUGAAAGGUUGAGUUCAUCAUUUGUCAUACAUGUAUAUUCAUUUAUUUGUUUGAAGCAACAAAAGUUCUCAAAAUCUAAAGACGGGUGCUUAACAACUAACCUGAUAAAGUUUUAGCUCGGUUAACGUUGUAUAUUCCAAGAAAACAAUACUCUAGGCUCUCGAAGUCAAUUCAAAAUUUGCCGAGUCAUGUUUUGAAUUGCGGCCGAAAUCGGCAUCUGGGACACGUUCUCAUUCAGCCGACUGCAGCUACGCGAUAUCAUGCACAGUACCGAUGAAUUAUAGCAACCGCGCGUGUGCGUCAUGUCAACGCUUCAGCACACCCAUUAACGGCUUUGCCAAAUUAAAAACGAACUACUAACGGACAUUUGCAUCUUUAGGGUUAGAAAAAGGUUGACCAAUUAAUUUGAAACUACAAGUUACUUAAUGUUUUAAUUAAUAAUUUAAUUUUUAAUUUUUUUUUUUUGGGUUGUCAAAACAUACAAAUACAUGCAGCAGAAGAUACGUUACGUUGCAAAUUCAAAUUAACUGGUCAAAGUGAAACCUAGAUAUGCAGACUACAGUCUGCGUCUAGGUUUCACCUUUAACUUUGAUUUUGUUUUGAGAAAUACAUUACAACACUAUUCAAUUCUUUGGUAAAUAUCUUCUUAAAAUUUAAUGCAAAGUAUUCCUUUAAAAAUUGUUGUUAUAGCAGAUCUCAUUUGAAUGUCGUCCAUACUUAAUUCAACAUUGAUGUGUAUGUUUACAACUUCACAAGCACUUUUAGCAACCACAUUUUGUUACAAGUUGUGUAUAGCCACGUACAUUAUAAUAAGUAUUUUAGUGUGGUACAGUAAGAAACUGAAAUGGUAAUGACAUAUCUUGAAUUUGAAUACACAAGUUGGAAAAAAGCUUGGAAGGAAUGUAGUAUCCAGACCCCACUUCUUUAGUUGUGUACAAAGUCUAUGGAGUGUUGAGCGCAUUUUCAAAGUAUUUUGUAACAACAUUGGAAAUGUUUCUCAGUCGCAGAUUCAUGUCUUUGCAACAUUUUGGCAAUGACUGCCCUUAAUAUGAUGAAUAUUACAUGUUUAUUCGUCAGGAUGCAACAUUCUUUCCAAAGGCUUUUACUCAGUACUUACAAUAGACUUUACUUAGGUAGGUUUAGAGUUCAAUGAAUUGAAAAAGCCUGGUUUAUUUGGUUUCUGGUUUUCAGAACGGAAAUUUAAUCAAAGCUGCUGACCUUCAUACUGGUAAAAUUUGAUCUUUGCAGGAAAUUGAACAGUGGAGUUGUGAAAUCCUUGUAGGAAUCAUAAAGACCAGGACUGUUGCCAUUGAUAUGUAGUAUUUUUUUGACAAAAUUGUGUAGCUAUAAUCUUCAAAAUCUAUACCAGAAUAUUUAGAGUAUUUUCAGAUCAAGGGACCUCCAAGAGGUGGUGUACAAAUUAUAUAUUCCAAUGCAGAUCAAGUGCCUGAAGUGGAUAUAUUCACAUGUGAUUGAUAGGAUAGAUGAGUGUAUAAUUAAUUCCAUUUCACUUUGUUUUCUUUCUUGAUGGAGGUGUAGAUUUUCUUUGGCCGUACUUUUAUAUGUUUAACGGAGGACUACUGUAAAUGCUUGUGUGUGCAAUUUGUAAUAAAAGUCAUUCUGACCCCUUGUCGAAGGAGAAGUAAA
Molecule: messenger RNA, 4383 nt
Organism: Patiria miniata (bat star)
Lineage: Eukaryota; Metazoa; Echinodermata; Asteroidea; Valvatida; Asterinidae
Gene: aktip
Product: AKT-interacting protein-like
Exons: 8
Coding region: 372-1295 (307 amino acids)
Source: RefSeq, a predicted model, not a curated record